GAGGAUAAAGCAAGAUGGCGUCUGACGGUGAAGACGUUAUUGCAGUCAUCACAGUUCAGUGUUCUUAAUCUGUGCCUCCAUGUACACAUAUAUGUCCUUUAUUACACUCUAGUAAAUAGAGUAAACAUCGUUAAUAACUGUUUGCAUCCGGUUAUAUUAGUCUGAGCGCACUUUGAUGCUUCUCCAGCUAGCUUAGCUUGCUAGUUAGCUUAGCUUGUUAGCUGCUAACAAAGAGAGGCGGAAGUGAUCAAAACACAUCGCUAAGCAGAGAUCAAGUGUGAGUGUAAAGUGUUGUGAUUGUGUGAAAAUGUGCGAAAGAACCAUAGCAGAGUACGAGGAGGAACUUUGUCCAACAAAAGAGGAGAAGGAGCGACAACAUCAAAAACAUCAAGUUGUGUUACACAGAACAGACAUCCAUCAGCUGAUUGGACACCGAGAAAAAUGUCUCCCUCAUCUGCAGGGGGACGGUUUCACUUUAGAGUAUCCACAGCCCUCAUAUUUUAAAGGGGACAAGGAGGAUCCAAAGCCCCCUUGUUUUAAAGAGGAAGAGGAGGGAGAGUGUCCUGUAGGGCAGGAGGAGGCUGAUCUCAGCAAGUUUCCACUGACUGUUGUCUCUGUGAAGACUGAAGAGCAUGAAGACAAACCACCUGAGUCCUCACAGCUUCAUCACAGUCCAAACGUCUGUGAAGAACAUCUUCCCUCCAACCCAAAGAAGUGGAGCUUCAAGAUGAGCAAGGAGGAGCCACAGCCCUUCCACAUUAAGGAGGAAGAAGAGGCGCCACAUACAUUGCAAAUGCAAAGGGAAGAAAAUAACCCACUGAAAUCCCAUUUUAAAGAGGAAGAGGAGGAACACAGCAUCAGUCAAGAAUGGUUGAAAGAGUUCCAUGUGAUUGUGAAGAGUGAAGAUGAUGAGGUCAAAGGUGAGAGUGAGGAGAGGGGAGGGGGGGAGCCUCCAAGCAGCAGCUCAACUCAACACAUGACAACAGAAGCUGAUGGAGACCACUGUGGAGGAUCACAAGCAGACAAGCUCUUAGCUCCACUAUCAGAUAGUGAGGACACAACGUCACACUCUCCUGACACUGAUGAUGAAGACUCUAAAGAUGAUAAGACAUGUCACACUGACAACACACACUUCACAUGUUCUCACUGCGACAAAACGUUUAAACAUAAUUGUCAUCUGGCAAGACACAUGAGAAUACACACCGGAGAAAAACCGUUUUCUUGCUCAGAAUGUGGUAAAGGUUUUAUACAAAGUCACAAUUUGAAAGUACACAUGAGAACACACACUGGAGAAAAACCUUUUUCAUGUUCAGUGUGUGGCAAAGGUUUUGUACUAAGACGCACUUUGAAAGUACACAUGAGAACACACACUGGACAAAAACCAUUCAUGUGCUCAAUUUGUGGUAAAAGGUUCAGCGACCAAUCAGGCUUGAUAAGACACACAAAAAUACACACCGGCGAAAAACCUUUUAUCUGCUCGGAAUGCGGUAAAGGUUUUUUGCGAAGUUUCUGUUUGAAAGCACACAUGAGCAUACACACUGGAGACAAACCUUUGUCAUGUUCAGUCUAUUUUCAGAGUAUGAAAAUAUUGAAGAAGAAACUGAAGCUAUUGAGUGAAUAGCUAUUGACGCUAUUCAUAGCCAUAGCAUGGCCGAAUAGCUGCGUUAGCAUCGCCGGUAAAAUGUGCGGACCAAACGAUCAGGACUUUCGCAUCUUUUGACACUGGAGCAACUUAAAUCUGUCGAUUGGUAAGUGUUUGUUUCGCAUUAAAUGUGGGUGGAAGGAAACGUAAUAUAGUUGCAAAUGCAUCUACAGGUUAUCCAUACAUCUCUGUGCCAUGUCUGCUUUAGCACCGCCGGUAAAUAGCAUGUUAGCAUCGAUUAGCGUAGCAUGUUAGCAUCGAUUAGCUGGCAGUCAACAUCAACAAAACUCACAUUUGUGAUUUCGUUGACUAUCGUUGCAAAUGCAUCUGCAGGUUAUCCAUACAUCUCUGUGCCAUGUCUGCCUUAGCAUCGCCGGUCAAAUGUGGAGACACUCUGGCACAUUCAAUGGGGGUCUGGCGGCAGACACUUUGGCAUCUUCGGGCCAGUGGUGCAACUUGAAUCCCUCCCUGUUAGUGUUGUUACACCCUCCGACAACACACCGACGAGGCAUGAUGUCUCCAAGGUUCCAAAAAAUAGUCAAAAAAACGGAAAAUAACAGAGCUGAGACCCGGUGUUUGUAAUGUGUUGAAAAUGAAAAUGGUGGGUGUG
Molecule: messenger RNA, 2252 nt
Organism: Nerophis ophidion (straightnose pipefish)
Lineage: Eukaryota; Metazoa; Chordata; Actinopteri; Syngnathiformes; Syngnathidae
Product: zinc finger protein 3-like
Exons: 3
Coding region: 308-1621 (437 amino acids)
Biological process (GO): regulation of DNA-templated transcription
Molecular function (GO): DNA-binding transcription factor activity, RNA polymerase II-specific; RNA polymerase II cis-regulatory region sequence-specific DNA binding
Source: RefSeq, a predicted model, not a curated record